Trypanosoma cruzi is the source of this 447-nucleotide messenger RNA. RefSeq lists its product as uncharacterized. NCBI's taxonomy places the organism in Eukaryota, Euglenozoa, Kinetoplastea, Trypanosomatida, Trypanosomatidae. The transcript has a single exon. The record is from RefSeq and is a predicted model, not a curated record. The coding region runs from base 1 to 447 and encodes 148 amino acids.
AUGCAGAGAAGCCCUUUGACACUCAGUGGAAGUGCCAUGUACAGACACAUCAUGGCGUGUCUGAGGGUUCGGCGCAGUGCAGCUGUGCCCCCUAUUGCAGUCACCACCGUGCAUGUUUGGUUCACUUCACGACGCUGGUGCGCAGGCUUUCCUCAGGGUUCAGAAGCGUCUGCCAAACUACUGGAGCUAAUGGACGCCUUUUCAGAGGCGCGUGAACUUAUUGAGGAAGCAAGGGAGAGCGCUGGUACGGUUUAUGCCGCGGAGGACAUGCAGGAGGCUAAAGAGCAAACUGAGAAAACAUUGGCUCUGUGGAGAGAGCUUCAGGCACACUUGGAAAGUUCGGGUAAUUUGGAUGGGCUGAAUCGUCUAAGAAGAGAACAUGAUCUUAAGAUGUCGCAACUUUGUGCAGAAUUAGAGGAUGCAGCAAACACUGUGAGCCAUGACUGA